Quercus lobata is the source of this 2344-nucleotide messenger RNA. It is a transcript of the gene ALDH22A1, whose product is annotated as aldehyde dehydrogenase 22A1. Gene Ontology annotation, molecular function: oxidoreductase activity, acting on the aldehyde or oxo group of donors, NAD or NADP as acceptor. Bases 116 to 1903 code for a protein of 595 amino acids. The record is from RefSeq and is a predicted model, not a curated record. The transcript is spliced from 14 exons. Lineage: Eukaryota; Viridiplantae; Streptophyta; Magnoliopsida; Fagales; Fagaceae.
AUCAAAAGAUUCCGUUGCAUUUUGCUUCUUUCAUUUUUUUUCUUUAUUCGCAGAGAGAUACAGAGAGAGAGAGAAAGUAGUAUCUGUAUCUUGUUGGUAAAAAAAAGAGAAAAAAAUGGCGUUUUUGUGGCCUUUGAUUGUUCUGGCAUUCGCAUACGCCAUUUGUAGAUUCCUUUUCAUGCUCAUUCCUCCCAAUGUUCCUUCCAUCGACGUUGACGCCUCUGACGUGUUGGACGAUGGGAAUCAGGCUCAGGAGAACAGCUUCAUAUAUAUUCCUCCAAGGGGAAGGACACAGCAGGCGGAUAGGAAAGUUCAGUGUUACGAGCCCGCGACGAUGAAAUACUUGGGGUAUUACCCGGCAUUGACACCUGUAGAGGUUAAGGAGCGUGUGGCUCAAGCAAGGAAGGCACAGAAAAUCUGGGCAAAGAGCAGCUUCAAGCAAAGGCGCCAGUUUUUGCGAAUACUUCUGAACUACAUAGUUAAGCACCAACAGCUUAUUUGCGAGACAUCUUCACGUGAUACUGGAAAGACAAUGGUAGAUGCCUCUUUAGGAGAAAUAAUGACAACAUGUGAGAAGAUUACUUGGCUUCUUUCGGAGGGUGAGCGGUGGCUAAAGCCUGAAUACCGAUCUUCUGGAAGAUCAAUGUUUUACAAGAAAUCCAAAGUGGAAUUUCACCCCCUUGGUGUUAUUGGUGCCAUUGUUUCGUGGAACUAUCCUUUUCAUAAUAUUUUUAAUCCAAUGCUAGCAGCAGUAUUUUCAGGAAACAGCAUUGUGAUUAAGGUCUCAGAACAUGCAAGUUGGUCUGGAUGUUUCUAUUUUCAAAUUAUUCAAUCAGCCCUUGCUGCAGUUGGAGCUCCUGAAAAUCUGGUUGAAGUUAUAACAGGGUUUGCUGAAACGGGAGAAGCAUUGGUGUCUUCUGUUGACAAAAUGAUUUUUGUUGGAUCACCCGGUGUGGGUAAGAUGAUUAUGAGAAAUGCUUCUGAGACACUUACACCAGUUACGCUUGAGCUUGGUGGAAAAGAUGCAUUUAUCGUGUGUGAAGAUGUAGAUGUGGAUCGGGUUGCACAUAUUGCUGUGAGGGCUGCUCUCCAAUCAAGUGGACAAAACUGCGCUGGGGCUGAGAGAUUUUAUGUACACAGGGAUAUUUAUUCUUCAUUUGUCAGUAAAGUGGCCAAAAUUGUAAAAUCCGUUUCAGCUGGCCCACCCCUUGCUGGAAAGUAUGAUAUGGGAGCCAUAUGUUUACAAGAGCACUCUGAAAAGCUUGAGACCCUUGUAAAUGAUGCCUUAGACAAAGGAGCAAAAAUUGUUGUCCGUGGAAGUUUCGGCAAUAUAAGUGAAGGUGCAGUGGAUCAGUUUUUCCCCCCCACCGUGAUUGAAAAUGUGGACCACACAAUGAAGUUGAUGCAAGAGGAGGCAUUUGGACCAAUCUUGCCAAUAAUGAAAUUUAGCACAGAUGAAGAGGCCGUGAGGCUUGCAAAUGACUCAAGAUAUGGGCUUGGCUGUGCUGUUUUUUCUGGCAGUCAACACCGUGCCAAAAAGAUAGCUUCACAGAUACACUGUGGAGUUGUUGCAAUUAAUGAUUUCGCAUCAAAUUACUUGUGUCAGUCCCUGCCAUUUGGAGGUGUAAAAGACAGCGGAUUUGGACGAUUUGCUGGUGUUGAAGGAUUAAGAGCGUGCUGUCUUGUAAAAUCAGUUGUUGAGGAUAGAUGGUGGCCUUUCAUUAAAACGAAGAUACCUAAGCCUAUCCAGUAUCCUGUCGCAGAGAAUAGUUUCGAGUUUCAGGAGUCACUCGUGGAAUUGUUCUAUGGCCUGGACAUUUGGGACCGUUUGCGAGCACUGGUCAAUGUUAUAAAGUUCUUUACUGAGCAACACUCUCCUGCUAUGGGUAAGAAAAAUGACUGAGCAUGUUGUGUGAGUACUGGAAACACUUUCAUGGGUUAACUGAGUUAUGACCUAGGAUGUUUGGAAUUUUGACUUCCCAUUGCUGUCUAUCGCUGUUAAUUUUGGGUGUAAUCUUAAUUAACCUUUUCAUGCUUUUCUUUCUUAAUUUGUGUGAGACAUUUCCCUAUUAAAUGCUGCAGUACGUUCUUAAGCUGCUGAUACUGUGGUUAAAUCCUUGAAGGAAAGUAGAGAAAGAAAGGCGGUUAUAAGUUUGGAAUGAAACAUCCCUGCCCAUCUGUUAAUCUGUUUGCAUGCUCUGACAUUGCAAGGUGUAAAGACUGCUAAUCAGAAAAGAUUAAGGCUUUUUUACCACAUUAAAUUUCAAUUUUGUAAAUUAACCUGUUGUUUGUGGCAUCUUUAGAUGUUCCUUCCCCCAAAUAAAAUGGCUAGUUCGUGUAAUAA